AUGAGCGAAGAAAUUAAAGAUGAUAACGAUGUUCAAUCUGAUGAUGGUAAUCAAGAGCAUGAACAAACAGAAGAAAUCAUUCCACAAGUCUCUUUAAAUGGUGAAGAAGAGCAUGAACCAGCACAAGAAAUCAUUCCACAAGUUUCUAUAAAUGGUGAAGAAGAGAAUGAACCAACACUCGCAACACCGAAUGGUCGUGAAACACCAUCACCAACAUUAUCAAUGUCUGAUGUUUUUAUUGACAAACAAAAUGACUCAUUACCUAUUUCUACUGAAAAUAAUACUCAACAACUUCUUCAAGUAAUAUCCGAGAAAUCAAAUAAAGAAGCAAGUUCAGCUAUUCUAAAUACGCUUGUCGAUGGAGAUUUUGAUUUAGAUAAAAAUUAUAUUAUUCAAAAUCCAAAAAAUCUAUCGGAAUUAUUUUCAAUGUUUAAUGAAAUAUCACCAUCAUUACAAGCAGAAAUUCUUAGUGUUUUAAUUGGUAUAAUGCGUAAAAGUGAACGAAAUUUAUUAGUAUGUGUUGAUGCAAACAUAUAUAAUAAAGUUUUCGAGCUAUUAAAUGAUAUUGAAAAUGAUGUUGUUGCAAAUUUAUUAGUCGAUAUUUUAACUGUUUUAACAUCAUUAACAAUUAAUGUGAAUGAACUUAAAUUACUUUUACGUUAUUUAAAAACAGAAAAUAAAAUUUGGAAAAAACAUUCAGUUAAAUUAUUAAAUAUAUUCCAUCAUCUUCCAUAUCGACAUGGACCCGAUGAAUUUUUUAAUUUUCCUGGUCGAAAUAAUUCCGGUCUUGUUUUACCUCCAAUUAAAACAUGGCCAUAUCAAAAUGGUUUUACCAUAACAACAUGGUUUCGUAUUGAUCCUGUUGCAAAUAGUGUUAUUGAAAAAGAAAAACCUUAUUUAUAUUGGUUUUGUACAUCGAAAGGACAUGGUUAUACCGCCCAUUUUGUUGGUAAUUGUCUUGUUAUAUCCUAUUCAAAAUUAAAAGAAAAAAGUUUUCAACAUUGUAUACAAUAUGAAUUUAAAUCACGAGAGUGGUACAUGAUUACAUUUGCUCAUCAAUAUCAACGUUGGAGUAAAAGUAGUGUUCAAUGUCAUAUCAAUGGUCAACUUGUAUCAACUGCUUAUUUUCCUUGGAGUAUUGAAAGUGGUGAACUAUUUGAUAAAUGUUAUAUUGGUUGUACACCUGAACAUAAUGAUUUAACAAGUUUUUCUGGUCAAUUAUCAACAUUUUAUCUUUUUAGUAUAUAUUUAGAACCAAUGAUUGUUCAAGGUUUAUAUAAAUUAGGACCUGCUUAUAAAAAUCAAUUUAAAUUUGAACAUGAAAGUGCACAUAUACUUAGUGAAGGACAACGUAAAGCUAUGUAUGAUGGAAAAUUAAUGAAUUCAAUUGUAUUUAAUUAUAAUCCAAUUGCAUGUGAAGAAAAACUUGUUUUACAAGCCGGUCCAAAAUCGAAUGUAUCACAUUUUGUUCAUAAUGCUCAUGCACAAAUGUUAAGUAAUGUUCGAUCGGUUGUAACACAUUCAAUUUAUUCAACAUUACAUUCUAUUGGUGGUAUUCAAGUUAUUUUUCCUUUAUUUGAUCAAUUAGAUCAUCAACAAAUGAAUGGGACAAUUACUUAUAAUGUUUGUUCAGUACUUCUUCUAACAUUAUGUGAAUUAAUUGAACGUUCAUAUACAAUUCAACAUCAAAUGCUUAGUUCAAAAGGUUUUCUAACAAUUGGUUAUUAUCUUGAAAAGGUAUAG
Adineta steineri is the source of this 1743-nucleotide messenger RNA. NCBI's taxonomy places the organism in Eukaryota, Metazoa, Rotifera, Eurotatoria, Adinetida, Adinetidae. The record is from the annotation of a GenBank genome assembly.